AUGGAGGGCCACCUGAGGCAGUUCAGCCUGGUCAGGGGGCCCGAGGGGGCCGGGGACAGCCAGGCCCUGGCUAAGCUGCAGGAGCUGGCCCUGAUGUGGUUCACGGAGACGCAGGCCCCCCUCAUUUUGCAGAAUGGAGCCCUGCCCCCCUGGUUUCACGGAUUCAUCACCCGCAAGCAGACAGAGCAGCUGCUCAGGGACAAAGCUCUUGGCUCCUUCCUCAUCCGCCUCAGCGACCGGGCCACCGGCUACAUCUUGUCCUACAGGGGCAGUGACUGCUGCCGGCAUUUUGUCAUCAACCAGCUCCAAAACCGGCGCUACCUCAUCUCAGGGGGCACCCAGAGCCACGGCACCCUGGCUGAGCUCGUGCGCCAUUACCAGGAGGUACAGUUUGAGCCCUUCGGGGAGACCCUGGCUGCUGCCUGCCCCCGGGUAGAGAACAGUGAUCUAUAUGACGCCAUCACCCUGGGCCUCCAUCAGACCAAUCUGGGCCUGGAAAACCCGCCUGCUGCAGUGUCCCCCACGGUGGUCCCAGACAAGGCUGCCAGCUCCCGCCCCUCUCCAAAGCCCCAGGUCUCCUUCCUCUACAAAAAGAAGAGCCUGGAUGCAAGUCCCUGGAACCUCCCCAAGGAAGAAAGCAUGGAGGCCCCCGUCAAGGUGCCUCCCCUCCCGGACAGGAGUGCUUCCCUUCUGGACGAGUCUUUUGGAGGCCCCCACAACAUCAUCUAUGCAGACCUGAGAAGGAUGAACCAGGCACGGCUAGGCCGGGGCACAGAUGUGUCUGGCAGGCAGGGGCCAGUCCCAGCCAGCAGCCAGGCCUUCUCCCCAGGCAAGGAGGCCCUGAGGAGACUCUCAGAUGGAAGCCGGAACAAGCCUGAUGGCCCGGGACCUGCCCUCUCUGGGGUGAGCCCAGACCAGGGCCCUAGAGUGUCUCCCACUUCUUGGGGCCUUCUCCUGCCCCCCCAUUCUGAGGCUCUAGGAUCCUCAGCUGCUACCUGGAGUCAGGGGUCUCCAAAACUGAGCCGUUCUGCAGACAUCUAUGAGCUCAUCUGGGCAGAAGGCCUCCUAGAGGAGGCCAGGGAUGUGCGAGACCAAGAAGGCAGCAGUACCUACGAGCAGAUCACAGUCUGCUGGGGUGGCCCAGCCAGGCCCCCCUAGCCUGGAGCAAGUCCCACAUAUAGCAAGCUUUCAGGGUCCACAGACUGUGGCUAUGAGAGGAUAUUGGGGGCCCCGGAGCUCCCAGAGCCCAGGAACACCUAUGAACAAAUCCCGGCAGCCAGGAGCAAGGAGACUGGACGGACAUGUAAGGGGGGCUCCAUGGGUGGGCCUGACAAGCUCCGGAGGCUCUUCUUCACAGACAAGAAGCACAAAUCCUUCACAGACAAGAAGCACAAAUCUGACCAGGUCACCCUCAUCUGCCCUCUGCCUCCAGCCAGCCUUGGCCUUUAG
Molecule: messenger RNA, 1449 nt
Organism: Lagenorhynchus albirostris (white-beaked dolphin)
Lineage: Eukaryota; Metazoa; Chordata; Mammalia; Artiodactyla; Delphinidae
Gene: SH2D7
Product: SH2 domain containing 7
Exons: 6
Cellular component (GO): cytoplasm
Source: RefSeq, a predicted model, not a curated record